AUGAUAGUUUACAGUGAGUCAAACUGUAAAUCUAGUGGCGGAGAGGAGUAUGAACGAAUUUCAGAAGCACAAUGUGCAAUUGUCAUCAUUUUCGCGGUUUUCCUUCAAGUUUCUAGUAAGCCUGGAUGUUCGGCUGAUUAUCUUGAUGUUUUCAGCCGCCUACUCACUUUCGCAACUCUCGAACACGCUCAACGACUUUUCGUUUGUGGCUGAGGAGAUCUCGCUCAACUUUGGAAUCCUCGACGGAUCCGUCCGUUUCGAUCAGAUUCUUGCCUUGCAUUUCCGAUUCAAUGAUACGAAAUUAUUCCGUCAAAUCUCUGAAAUAAGGGUUGAUGACAUCGAGAAGGACAUGAAUAAACUAAUGGAUUCCAUUGGAAAGUUCCAUUCGGAAGUGAACUCGACGCCAAUUGAUAGAGGAUUGAAGUCAUUGAAAAAUAUGAAAGAGUCGAUGAAGCCGAUGUACAAGCAACUUGAUUUGUACUUUCAAAAGUACCGACGACUCGAAGAACUGUACACUAUCCUGAAACGAGAGGUCAAUCUCGAGUCGGCUUUUGGUGAGAAAAGUCCGCCUUACCAGUUCAAGUACUCCAUGCAGAAACUUGGACGUCUUUCCCAAUCGGGAGGAAAGAAUACGAGUCAAGAGAUUCAUGAAUUCUUGCAGUUCUUCAAAUACGACACGGAACGGUUUGUGGAGUGGCUCGAUGCGUACAACUUCAUACCGGGCUCAAACAUGAGUAUCACGUGGGACGAUCUCGGAAAUGGAAUGUACUUGGGUCCAAAUGCAUCGAAGGAUUUUGAGGCGAUAAACGGGUUGGCGGGGCAGUUCGCAACAAAUUUCUCGGAGAGUUUCGGCGAUUUCAAGUAUUUCAAGGAGAGACUCGUGGAAAUGCUCAAUGUGUCGUCCCUCUUUUCUCGUGUCAGGACCAUGGAGCCGUGGUUGAAGAACUUUCUGGAGUAUGCGCCACCAUUAAAGAAAUUUCCGUGCGAGGAGAGUACGAUUUGUCAAUUUGUCUCUGAGAAGUUCAUUGCAACUGUUCGAAUCCUCACAAAUCGAUUUAACGACUAUUCUUAUAUGACCGCAGGCAAUGCAGAAAUCAGAGAGGAAAGUAUGAUAUUCAAAAUGGAAAGUGUUCAAGGAGUGAAAAGGGAAGAACUGAUCAAAAUCCUGGACGGAAUACCUGAUUUGCUCACGGCGGCGCAAAGGGUGACUGAGAAUCACUCGCAAACCGACUACGCAGCGAAUCACUUCGCACCAGUUAUACCUGAAAGCUUUAAACAUUGGGUCGAGGAGAGAAGAGUCGAAUUUGAGAAAUUCUACAAGCCAUCGGUCCUGAAGCCCGAACUGAAGCGUCUCCAAGAAUCGAUAACUCAAAUUCUCUCGGCAGACUUUACGGAACUCAACGCGUUUUCACUGGCCAAACGGGCGAUGGUCGAACUGAGAAGCAUCCGGGGAUUCAGUCGUCUUCGGAAUCUGAAUGACCGUGAGAAAUAUAUGCACGGGAAUUGGUCCGAGAAGUGGAGGGACAUCCGAGUGGCUCUGAAUGUCUCGCAAGGGUUGGUCAACGAAGAGAAGAAGAUCAUGGACAACUGGCAACGACUCUACGCUCUUCCGGUGACCGAAGACAAUAAUCCGUUCGGAGUAUUGUACACUUUCAUCAAGGAACCAAUGGACUGGAAUGAAGCAUUGAUAGCUCUGACGGAUCUGUUGAAGGUCGUACAUGAAACCAGAGACAUGGUACACAAUGCUACGAUGCAUCCGCCUGACCACAAUCUUCCGACUCCAAAUCCCAGUGAGUUCUUCAAACAGGCAUCGCAACAGUUGUCACUGGCUGCCAAUGUACUUGCAACUUUCGACUCGGUCUCUGCCAAAAUAACUGAUAUUGACGUGAUUAGAACUAAUAACCAGAAGAUAUGGAAUUGGAAGAAAAUGUUUGAGAAGAAGAGUGGCAAAGUGUUUGCAUGGCCGACCUCGGAAGAGAACGAAUGGUUGGUACGACUGAAAAACGUUCUGGUGCUGAUGGAGCAAAGGUGCCGCAAAUUGAACUUUCUGACCAUUCUGGACCUUUCGCGGGCCAACGACGUCUUCGAUCCGGUUCUGGAUAUCGGAGAUUGGACCGAGAUAGACUUGAAUUCGAUGCAGGACACUUUGACGACGAUGAGCGGAUUCCUUGCUGACUCUGAAAAGACGUGGAUUACCCCGACAGUGAACGCAUUUGGAAAUGUGACGAAAUUGGAUUUGAACUUUGAGAAGUUUCACCCGGCUGUCCAGGCAUUCCCGAAGGUUGCUCAAGACUUGGAAUUGAUGAUAGCAUCCGGAGUCAGUUCAAGACCACCACUUGUGAUGGCAGGGAACAAAAAUGAAAAUGGAUAUGAAGGAUGGAGUGAGAAGACGAAAUCGAAGAGGCUUCAGAUGUGAGUAAGAGGGACCGGAAAGUAGGGACUGAUUAUGCACUCAUUUCAGGGAACUGUUCAAUCCGUACGUUCACGCUGUUGUGUCUCUGAUCUUCCUCAUCGUCGCUAUAUGCAUCUUCAACCGACGGAACCAUUCGUUGAUUAGUGAGUAGAAAAACUGAGCAUCAAUCACAUUUCAAGACUUUUUACAGGAUACGACGCAGGCAGGGUCCCAACUGAGCGGGAACGAGAUGAGGGCGGUGAGAACUUGAAUAUUGAACUUCAUAGGUUCAUAUUUCAUGCUUUUUCUUUCAGACAAUCUCGCAAUUGCCGAAUGGUUCGAAGUCAACUACUUUCCAAAUGUCAACAAUCCAGAAGCUUCCGAACGGCACGGGGCUCAGAUUCUAGCUCGUAGAGCUCACGAAGACUUCCGAGUGCUGGCAGCGAAUAAACCGGCGAUGGGUCCGUGCACAAAUCAAGAAAAGUAUCGGCUCAUGUGCAGGUAGCCCGGCUUCAUAAUGUCAUGUUCAAAACAAGUGUUCAGAUAUGACUCCCGUCCGAUCUUCGACCAUAACCUCGUUCGGAUCUUGGACGAUCACGGCGCGAUGCAGCCGAUCCCUCCGUUCUACCCGGCCACCUGGGUCCUAAUCCCCAGGGGCAUCACGUACAUCGCAGCCGAGACGCCGAAACCCGCCAACUCAGAAGCAUUCUGGCACUUGGUUUGGACGCACGAAGUGUCGACUCUGGUGCUGUUGUGCGGACUGAACGAAGUUUCGAAGAGAUGUGAGGGACCAGCGGGAAAUCAGGGUUAACAUCGAGCGUUUCAGUUGGUCUGAAAAUGAACAGCAGCGUCCUGUACAUUCCGGUCAAAGAAAAGCAUCAGAACAAGGACAAUGAGUACAUCCAGGUUACGUUCGGACGGUACACGAUCACGUUGGAGAAGAUGGAUACGAUGGAGAACAAUACUGUCACAGUGAGACAGUUGAUUAUUACCAACUCGGAGGAGCCGGGAAUCGCCAAAACGGUCACCCAUUAUCAUCACAUAGCGUGGCCGAUGUACGGAUGUCCGCGCAACUUCGAGGGAGUCAUGGACAUUCUGAAACGGGUCAGCUGGAACACGAACAAGAAUGGACAGCCGCCGGUACUUGUGCACUGCUCGAAUGGCUGCGGAAGAACUGGCACUUUAUCGGUAACGAGUAGUCCUCACUCAGACGUUUGCAACAAGAGCUACCUUCCAGGGAUCGACUGGGUCCUCAAACGUCUGUUCCGGGACGGCAACACCUCGAUCGUCACGAUCCUUGUGAACGAAUUCCGUCUGCAACUUGCGAACGCCGUCCAGACUCCCAUCCAACUGAUCUAUCUCUAUGCUUCCGUCUAUCUCCACUACAAACAUGUAAGCGUUGAAUUGAAAUUCGAAUUCGACUGCAUCAUCAAUUUCAGCCUGACAUGUCUGGCAGUCUGAAACUGAUCAAGGCCUAUCAAAAGUUUUCGGCAAAGGAGGAGUCGAAGUUGCCAGUUUUGGAAUGGGAAUGA
Molecule: messenger RNA, 3924 nt
Organism: Caenorhabditis sp. 36 PRJEB53466
Lineage: Eukaryota; Metazoa; Nematoda; Chromadorea; Rhabditida; Rhabditidae
Source: the annotation of a GenBank genome assembly